Trichogramma pretiosum is the source of this 4678-nucleotide messenger RNA. RefSeq names its product glycerol-3-phosphate dehydrogenase, mitochondrial (gene Gpo1). The transcript is spliced from 10 exons. Gene Ontology annotation, cellular component: mitochondrion; glycerol-3-phosphate dehydrogenase (FAD) complex. Bases 365 to 2623 code for a protein of 752 amino acids. Gene Ontology annotation, molecular function: calcium ion binding; glycerol-3-phosphate dehydrogenase (quinone) activity. Gene Ontology annotation, biological process: glycerol-3-phosphate metabolic process. NCBI's taxonomy places the organism in Eukaryota, Metazoa, Arthropoda, Insecta, Hymenoptera, Trichogrammatidae. The record is from RefSeq and is a predicted model, not a curated record.
UGCUUUCUGCUUCGGGCAUAUAGACGACGGGCCGUAGGCAAGCUGCGUGUUAUUCGAUGCGUGUGAACCUCAGUCUGAGGCCGAGUGUCGGGCGGUGCUGAACAACACACUGACAACAACGUGCUUAGCGGGCGCGCACAUAUACACACGAGCAAACAUACAUCGCUUGUAUUGGAGCGCGAGUGAGUGCGAGUGUGUAUAUAUAAUUUUAUUUAUUUUCUACGAGGAAGAUCGCCGUCACCGCCGCUGUCGAGUGUCCGGGUGACAAGAGGCACACCGACUUCCAGCAGUGCGACGACGCACGGUAAAUAAGAAUCGCGCAUGAAAUAAAUACAGCUAAGCUUUAAUUAAGUAGAAAACGACGAUGGCUGCUCGAAAAAUAUUUACGGCAGGCGCCAGCGCCAUUGCCACCGGAGCCCUAACGUCCUACUAUUUACUCUCGCCCGAACAGCCUGUGAUGGCUGAAAAAGAACGACCCGCGAAAAGACCCCUACCCAGCCGAGAGGAACAAGUUAAAACUCUGAAGAAACCCGAAACCUACGACGUCCUGAUUAUCGGAGGUGGUGCCACCGGCGCCGGAUGUGCACUCGACGCCUGCACACGUGGUCUGAAGACGGCCCUGAUCGAGGGCGACGACUUUGCGUCCGGCACGUCGUCGAGAAGUACGAAGCUCAUCCACGGCGGUGUGCGCUACCUCCAGAAGGCGAUAAUGCAGCUCGACAUCGAGCAGUACAGAAUGGUCAAAGAGGCCCUGCACGAGCGCGCCUCGAUGAUUCACAACGCGCCCCAUCUGGCGCAUCCCCUACCCAUUAUGCUUCCCGUUUACACAUGGUGGCAGAUUCCCUACUACUGGGUCGGUAUCAAGGCCUACGAUAUCGUCGCCGGCAGCAAGACGGUCAAAUCAUCCUACUACCUGAGCAAACAAAACGCCCUUGAGCUCUUCCCCAUGUUGAAAGGCGACAAAUUGACCGGAGCCAUUGUUUACUACGAUGGACAACAAGACGACGCUCGAAUGAAUCUGGCCGUCGCACUGACAGCAUCGAGGCACGGCGCGACCGUCGUCAAUCACGUGAGCGUCGUGAAUCUGCUCAAGGGCCUCGACAGGGACGGCAAGCGCGUCCUCACCGGAGCCCGCGUACGCGACGAGCUCACCGGCGAGGAGUGGGACGUCAAGGCCAGAGCCAUCAUCAACGCCACCGGGCCCUUCACCGACAGCAUCCGCAAGAUGGACGACCAGGACGUGCCCGAGAUCUGCUGCCCGUCCUCGGGCGUGCACAUCGUCCUGCCGGGUUACUAUAGUCCCGACCAGAUGGGCCUGCUCGAUCCGGCCACCAGCGACGGCCGCGUCAUCUUCUUCCUGCCCUGGCAGAAGCACACGAUCGCCGGCACCACCGAUCUGCCCUGCAACAUCACGCACAAUCCCAAGCCCACCGAGGACGAGAUCAUGUUCAUCCUGCAGGAGGUGAAGAACUACCUGAAUCCGGACGUGGAGGUGCGCCGCGGUGACGUCCUGUCGGCCUGGAGCGGCAUCCGGCCGCUCGUGUCCGACCCCAACAAGCCCAACACGCAGUCCCUGGCGCGUAACCACAUCGUCCACGUGAGCCCGUCGAAGCUCAUCACGAUCGCCGGCGGCAAGUGGACCACCUACAGAUCCAUGGCCGAGGAGACGAUCGACGCCGCCAUCAAGGCCUGCGACCUGCAGCCCGAGCGGGGCUGCCAGACCGACGGCCUGCUGCUCGAGGGCGCCCACGGCUUCGGCCCGACCAUGUACAUCAGGCUCGUGCAGGACUUUGGCCUCGAGUGCGAGGUCGCCCAGCAUCUGGCCAACAGCUACGGCGAUCGCGCCUUCGCCGUCGCCAAGAUGGCCGCCCUCACCGGCAAGAGAUGGCCCAUCAUCGGCAAAAAAUUGCACGCCGAGUUCCCCUACAUCGAUGCCGAGGUUCGCUACGGUGUUCGCGAGUACGCUAGAACCGCCGUGGACAUGAUCGCCCGCAGAUUGCGCUUGUCCUUCCUGAACGCGCAGGCCGCACAGGAGGCCCUGCCCAUGAUCGUCGACAUCAUGGCCGAGGAGCUCAAGUGGAGCGACGCCGAGAAGAAGAAGCAGCUCAAGGAGGCCAUGGACUUCAUCAGCAACGAGAUGGGCAUGAUGGUCAACAGGACGUCGCGCGACAAGAUCCCGAUCAAUCUCACCAAAGACGAGAUUCAGCUGUACAUCAAGCGUUUCCAGAUCAUCGACAAGGACCGCAAGGGUUACGUCUCGAUCAACGACAUCAGACGCGGUCUCAAGGCGCUUAACAUACGGUUAAAAGAAGAAGAGAUGCAUUUGUUGCUCAAUGAAAUUGAUCUCACUUACAACGGACAAAUGGAGCUCCAAGAUUAUCUUCAGCUGUUCGGUGACAAGGAUGUACCCGGUGACGAGCUUCAUGAAAUUCUUAAAGAAAUCGACACUAACAUGAACGGUCAAGUCGAACUGGACGAGUACCUUCAGAUGAUGUCCGCAAUUAAAUCCGGCCACGUGGCAUACUCGAGAUUCGCCAGGAUGGCUGAGAUGGAGGAGGCCAAGGCAGAAAAGGAUGCAUUGCAGAAGAAGAUCAGCGUCGAGCGAUCGGGUGGUGGUCUCUAAACGAUUCGCCUCCUUGAUCAUAAUCUACAUAUAAUGUUUAGUGCAAUUCAUCCCCUUUCUAUUCUCUUCGAUCAUUGUCGUUAUAUUAUAAACCUCAUCGACGCGACGCGUGAACAUAUCUGUCACGUUGCCGUCGCGAAAAAUCUGUAACAUAUUAUUACUUUUUUUGCAUAUUAGCGAAUUAGAGGAUUUUGCAAGAGAAAGGAAAAAUCUGUUCGAUAGCGCGCUCGCGGUAAAAGCCCGAAGAAAAAAAGGGAGUCUUACUUAGCCUUAAUUGUUGAAGAUUAAAUGUAAUUGACUGCAGGGCCUUAAAGUCCCCGUGACAACAGCUCACAGCUUUUUGUCAAUUAAUACAUUUAUUCAUCUUUGUUUUGAGCAAGUUCAAAGAUAAAAUUCAUAUAGAUACAUGUGUACUUACAUCUUAUAUCAUGUACACGUGCAUGAUGAAAAAUUACAGAUGGAAUAAUGAAAAGAGAUUGUAACGAUAGGCAGGUAACUGCAAAGGAAAAUAUACACGAGAGCCUCGCAUCAUUUUAUGAUUGUACUAAUCAGCGACGUCGUAACAUAACGCGUGCGAUCUAACAUAAAUAACUAUGUUGAAUGUCAACGAGAUUUUAAUAUCAAAAUUCACUCAACUAGCCUUACUGUAGCUCCAAUAUUGAUAUACUUUCUAACGGAACGGUAAUCAUUUAGUCUAAUGUGAAUUUGAGUCGAAACAGCUUUAGCUAUUUUGUAAACAAGAAUAACACCAUUCAAUUGACCACGAAUGAAAAAAGCUAGUUUACAAAAUGAAAGUAAAUCGACGAUUAAAACUGAACAUGUGCAUACGUGGCGUUUCACCGAACAGUCGCCAAUUUGCCGAUUUUAUUGUAUAUCUUUCGUGUACGACAAAAUCGAUUGAAUUAACGGCUGUAAAUUGAAUUUGUAUACAAAACGAAAACGAUAGUCCUACAAUGUGUACAACCGAUCUUGCGACGAAAAAAUUGAUUGCGAUAUACCCGAUCGAUCGAAAAUCGAAUCAUCGUUCGAUAAUCCACUUAUGAUUAUAUUUUCUUGACAAGUAUUACGAACCGUUACGAUAAACUGAAACAUAUACUUCUGUCCUAUUAUUAGCAAAGUAAAAUCAUUAAGUGUAAAUUAUGAAAACUUAGUGCGAUUGAAAAAAAAAACGAUUAAAAAGUUGUAAUUUACUUCGAAUACUCAUUGUUCAUUAUAAUUCAAGUAUUCGGAGUUGUAAAAGUUCUAAUUCCAUUGUAGAGUUAAAAAGUACCUGAAUAUAACUUUGAUUUCUCUUCCUGCACCUGCGCUUUUGAGUUACACGAUUAUGUCUUCUCAUUGUAUAACCCUUUCAACAAUUACAUUGUAUGAAUAUAAAUCUAGAGCAAUAUUAUUUUGUAUGUUCAACAAAAAUGUUCUUGGUCGAAAGGGAUGUACGUCAGACCUUGAAACUUAAAAUCUUGUUUAUGACUAUCUAAGGUGUAGUUUUCUUAUGCAAGUCGUCUCUUUCGAUAUUAAAAGAAUAAAAAAAAGGUUAAAAAAACCAUUCAACUUGAAGAUCAGUGCUUGUCAUUUUUAAGAUAAUAUGACAAAAGACUAUGAUAUUGUGUGUGUACAUAAAAGAUUUCAUUGUAACUUGAAUACAUUUUUUUAAGUUGUUUAUUGAAACUCCAGUUACUGUGAGUUUCUAAACAUUAGGCAAAAUUUGAAAAUUUAAGCGAGCAGCAACACAGAGAAAGUUGCUCCAUUUAUAUAAUUAUAAAAAAUGAAAUGAUAAUAUAGUUAAUUAUUAUAUGCUUUAAAAUGCGAUAGUUAUCUUACGUGGAUUUUUGUGAAAAAAGUGCAAUAUGCAAUUAUACUUGUUUUAGCAGAAUUAAAUGUGUUGUAUAUUGUAUUAUAUAUUAUAUAUUAAAUUGAGAAAAAAAUUUACCAAAUUUAUAAAAAGUUAUUAUUGUUUGUAAGUGUUUGUGAUCAAAAUGAUCGUCAUUAUACAUUCGCUGGAACAAUUCGGAAAAGCUAUCUAACAAAUAUGAAAUAUAUAUCAAAAAUUCUACGUAA